Messenger RNA from Exaiptasia diaphana, 4289 nucleotides. Its product is annotated as rho GTPase-activating protein 26. Bases 111 to 2933 code for a protein of 940 amino acids. Gene Ontology annotation, biological process: signal transduction. NCBI's taxonomy places the organism in Eukaryota, Metazoa, Cnidaria, Anthozoa, Actiniaria, Aiptasiidae. Gene Ontology annotation, molecular function: GTPase activator activity; protein binding. Gene Ontology annotation, cellular component: cytoplasm. The transcript is spliced from 30 exons. The record is from RefSeq and is a predicted model, not a curated record.
CAUCUCAACCUGGACAAAUUGAGCUUUCGAMGAGAUUUUGGUGAAUUUUACCACAAUCGUUUACCCUCUUUUAACUGCUGUUUCGACGCAAUAAUCCUACUGGAUAAGGAAUGGGGCUUAAGCCUCUAGAAUUUGCUGACUGUUUGCUGGAUAGUCCAUAUUUUCGUGAAAAUAUCCACGAUCAUGAGCGGGAACUCGAACAGACGAACGAGGCCAUCAAAGGUUUAAUCAAGGAAUGCAAAGCGCUGCUUAAAGCUACUGAAAAUCUAUCAAAAGCCCARCAAAGCUUUGCUCAAGUACUGGAUAAUUUUAGAUUUGAGUGUAUUGGUGAAGUGGAGACAGACGAUGAAAUACUCAUUGCUGCUGCUUUAAAGGAAUUUGCAUCAGUAAUCCAAGUAGUUGAAGAUGAAAGGCUUCGAAUGAUCAAUCAUGCAAACUUUCAACUCAUCCAGCCUUUGGAGGCUUUCAGAAAGGAACAAAUUGGUGGUGCCAAGGAUGAAAAGAAGAAAUUUGACAAACAAACUGAAAAAUUUUGUCUGACUGUACAAAAUUAUGUCAAUAUGUCAUCCAAGAAGAAAGAAACACAGUUAAAAGAGGCUGACUCUUCAGUUGAACAUGAAAAGAAAGUCUUCCAUCAGACAGCUCUUGAUUAUGUCUUCAAACUUCAAGAAGUUAAUGAGACUAAAAAAUUUCAAUUUGUAGAAACACUAUUAUCUUUUAUGUAUGUACAGAUGACAUUUUAUCAUAGUGGACAUGAAGCUUUCAAGGAUUACAUGGAGUAUAUGACAGAUUUACAGCUAAGAUUACAAAAUACUAGAGAUAGAUUCAGUGCCACAAAAGAGCAAGCUGAAACGCUUAUGAAUAAAGUCCAGCAGAAAGCGUCAAGUGGUGAACUGCAGUAUCAGGGGACGCACACUAGACAAGGAUAUUUAUAUGUCCAAGAAAAGAGAAAAGGUGGCCUGGGCUAUACCUGGACAAAACAUUACUGCUAUUACACCAAAGAAAACAAGAUUUUAACCAUGAUUCCUUAUGUACAAACYCAAGGCAAAUCGAGUUCUUGUACAGAUACAAUGGUUAUAACAUCAUGUACAAGGAAAAUGUCUGAUUCAACUGACAGGAGAUUUUGUUUUGAUAUYACUGCAUUGGAUAGGCAGGGACCUAUAACGUUGCAGUGUUUGAACGAAGAAGACAGAAAACUAUGGYUGGAAGCCAUGGAUGGGAAAGAACCGGUGUACAUGGAUUCAAAUCAGUUCCCUGUCAUGGAUGAUGAUGAAAAGACUGAGCUGGGUUUAGAAUUCAUCAAAAAGGCAAUUAAAGCUAUUGAAACUAGAGGUAUAACAGAUCAAGGACUGUACAGAAUUGUCGGCGUUGGAUCCAAAGUCCAGAAUGUUAUUUUUCAGUGUAUAGAAAAGAAAAAGAUUUCAUCUAUAGAUUUGGAAAGUGAUGAAUGUGAAUUUGAAGUGAAAACUAUUACUAGUAUAACAGAUCAAGGACUGUACAGAAUUGUCGGCGUUGGAUCCAAAGUCCAGAAUGUUAUUUUUCAGUGUAUAGAAAAGAAAAAGAUUUCAUCUAUAGAUUUGGAAAGUGAUGAAUGUGAAUUUGAAGUGAAAACUAUUACUAGUGCUUUGAAGCAGUAUCUAAGGAACAUGUGUCCACCAGUUUUUACCUUUGAUUAUCAUGAGGACUUUCUGGAUGCUGUCAGACAAGAUACAUAUGACAAAAGAAUAGCAAAGUUAAAGAAGUUGAUGCAAAUGAUUCCUGAAAACAAUAGAAAUCUCAUUUUUAUAAUUAUGACUCAUCUGAGAAAAGUGGCAGCUCACUCCAAUAAGAACCUGAUGGCUGCCAGUAAUCUUGGUGUAGUCUUUGGUCCAACUCUAAUGAAGUCUAAGGAAGAAAGCAUGGCUGCCAUUAUGAAUUUAAAGUAUCAGAGUGUAGUUAUUGAGCUUUUAAUAAAAGAAUACCAUAAAAGCUUUCUUUGUUUUAGAGUGGCAGCUCACUCCAAUAAGAACCUGAUGGCUGCCAGUAAUCUUGGUGUAGUCUUUGGUCCAACUCUAAUGAAGUCUAAGGAAGAAAGCAUGGCUGCCAUUAUGAAUUUAAAGUAUCAGAGUGUAGUUAUUGAGCUUUUAAUAAAAGAAUACCAUAAAAUAUUUGAUGUCCCUGAAGAAGAAGAAGUAAAUGAAAAGAAGGAAAGUGAAGACAAACCUCCAGUCCCGCCACCAAAGAAGAAGAUUUCACAGUCUAGUGAAGGCUCGCAGAACUGUAUAGAUGGUGGCAAGCCUCCGGUGUCAAGCAAAGGGCAUCCUGCACCACCUCGUCCUAACAGACCAGCACCAGCRCCACGUCCAAAGAAGCUAAUUCCUUCUACUGGACAUGAUUCUGAGGAAGACGAAGCAAGUUCUAAAUCAUCUGGAUCAUCAGUUGGUAGUCUUCCUUCUUCUGAGAAUGUGAGAAGUUCAACAAAUGUUCAAAUGAGAGAAAAACCACUUCCUCCUCCUAAGAAGUCUGAAGUUGUUGCUGAAUUCAGAAAUCGACAUUCAGCUAUCUUCAGUAAYGAGACCAGACUGCCUUUUGCCGAUACUCCUAUGCGACCUCUUUCUGUGGUGGUUAAGUCAUUCAAUUUGAAUGACGAAGUUGGUAAACGAGGCAGUAAAAGUGUUGAUGGGCUAUUCAAGUCACCUAGGUCRCCAAGAACAACUCCACCACCUUUACCUCAGACACCACCUCCUGCAGAACAUAAUUUAGUUCCUCCUCGAACACCAAGAAAAGCACGAAGUUUGUAUCCUUGUGUUGCAGAAAACACUUCUGAACUGUCCUUUGAAGCAGGAGCUGUAAUAUCAAAUGUUCGUGAAUCGAAAGAGCCAGGAUGGUUAGAAGGAACAAUAAGUGGGAGAACAGGACUUAUCCCAGCAAAUUAUGUUGAAUAUAUAACUUAAUUGAACKACAAUCAACUAAAUGGAUAUUAGCAUUAAUAUAUAUAAUAUCAUUUAUAAUAACUAGUACAAAUUUUAAUAAAUCAAAUGUUAGUAGUUCACAGCUGAUAUGCCACUCACGGAAGAUGAUAACGAGCAGCACUGACUAUAAUGUACUUUGACCUUUGCAAAGAAUUAUAUGUUAGCACUCAAUCUGUGAAACAUUUAGUAAAGUAGUGAAAUUAUUGCUUAUGAGACAAGGGAAAAUAGAGAAUUUUAGUAUUGCAGUUAGUGCUAUUUAGUACUUUCACAGAUUUAACGCAAGCAUGAUAGGGUUUGUUAUACCAUGCUCUUCAAAUGAGUCUAAUAUUAGUAUGCUAUAAUGGGUGGGUAGAAUGAUAUUCAAUUUAUCUUUGCUGAAUGAAAAUAGACYAUUUGUAUCGACUUGCUCRUCAUCUUGAAUUCCACUUGUUUUCUGUAAGAAGUAUGGGAAGUCCAGAAGGCAACAAAAAAAUAGAAUUAAUUCAAAGCGAAAARUAAGAACUAAUUGACCACAAGUAAUUCAAAAUGACAGCUAUAAUAGUAAACAAGGUCUAUUGAAAUAAUAUUGUGUUAAUUGUAUCAUAAUGAUAAGCAUUUAUCCACAAGUAUUGAGAAUUGAUAUGUAAAUAUAUAUUAGAUGAACAGGAUAAUUUAUCGUGUGUAGUUUUUAAUGAUUAUGUAGAUCUAUGACCUUUUAUCUAACUUUUUACUUUUUUAUUGCYAUAUAGUACUUUAUUUUGUUGAUAGCUUGAGCUUUGUGUGUAGAAAAUUAGUCUUCUUCAGGCCUGCCUUGAUUUUGGUUUUGCCACUUUGUAUACAGUAUAUGAAGAAACGCUUCGAUUUUUUUUGUGUUGAUGUUAAAGAGUAAUGGACCCUUUGCUAAUAGGGAUUAAAAUAAAACCAAAUAAUAAUAAUCUAACAAUGUGGUCUUAUCAGCCAACUGGUGAACAAUUGCCCUAUGUCAURAUUACGUCACGCUAAAAUAUUCUAUUAAGAUUAUGGUCACCAGAGGAAAAAUAACUUCAUAUCAAAUAAGAAAUAUUGAUGGUGGUAUAUAUCAAAACAAGAUAAAAUUAAAGUUUUACUUUCUAAGAGAAUAUUAACAGAUUCCAAUUUCCACUGCAAACAUGCUGUGACGUCAAUAUGUAAUGGGGAAAUUGAAGCAAAAAUUCAAAUUCUGCAACAAUAUAUAUCUGAUAUAUCCUAUCUCCCUACUAAAAAGUGUUGUUGAACCCUGAAAAAAUAUAGCUUUGUAAAACCAUAUAAUAUCAUGUAAAUUAAUAAAGUAUAGCUGAAAACAAAGAAGUAGAGAGAUUAAUAAAUAUCAUAGUAUUUGUA